Molecule: messenger RNA, 2799 nt
Organism: Thermothelomyces thermophilus ATCC 42464
Lineage: Eukaryota; Fungi; Ascomycota; Sordariomycetes; Sordariales; Chaetomiaceae
Exons: 4
Coding region: 290-2515 (741 amino acids)
Biological process (GO): actin cytoskeleton organization
Molecular function (GO): actin binding
Source: RefSeq, a predicted model, not a curated record
AUCUCCACCGUCUCACUUUCGACCACCUUCCGAGCAGACCUUACACCUCGGGGCUGCAGAAGAUCUUUCCUUUGUACCACGGCGUUGUUGAACCUCGCACCGAUACGCCAUGGCAGCCCUUGUGCAGGGCUAUCCUCAUUCGUCGGGAACAGUUACGGGGCUUCAGACACGACCAUCGUCAGCUUCGGGAAUGCUGCAGUCGCUUCCGGCCCAGUCCGGCACUUCAUUCGCUUCUGGGAACUCCCACAGACACAGCCAUCACGGUUUACCUUCGAACACCGCGCCAGCCAUGUAUCAUGGCGGCUCGGGCGCUACACAACAAUAUCACCGCAGAGGCACGUCCAACCAUAACCCGGCGGCGUCUUGGCAACAGUCCAGGACGCAGCGGACGACCUCUUCGCCAGCGGUUCCGACUAUGCAGUCCCUCGAUUACCUACAGCCUGCGGUAGCCCGGCCCUGGUACUCGGCGAGUGCGUCCAUGACCAACCUCCCUAGCACUGCGAACUACGGUUCGCAGAUGGGCGUUGGCACUCGCGACGACUCCGGCUUACCGGUCCCCGGCACCACGAGGCCUUCGACUUCGCCGCGAGUCUCCCAAUCGAGCAAUGGCUCAACGACGCCGCAGUCGUCGCUUGCGCCCGCAGCUCCUCUUCGGACGGCGCCGGAGAGGUAUAGGCGGUCGACAUUACGUGGAGAUUCAACGGGAACGGCGACGGGCGCAGCAACUAGCGCCCAACUACGGGUCCCACACUCGGCCGUUUCAAAUCGGCCAAACAGCUUUGUCGGCUCAGCGUCUGGAUCAGCGAUUGACGACGCAGGGUUUUCUCACAAUCAACCCCACGGUGAAUUCAGGAGGGUCCGCCGGCGCAGUAUGCCCGCGUUGGAUUCUCCCGGCUUUCCCAUUAGCCAAACCCCGCACGAGCUUAAGCAGCUGGCAGAGUCAAACCACCCCAGGAACGCGGAUUCGGACGGCAAGGUAGGCAAGACUGGUAAUUCUCAAAAGACCGGCGACAAAACCAGCAAUGAUGAGCAGGCCGGGAAUGGCCGAAUCGCCGAGGCAAAUGCCUCCCCCUCUUCUUCCGCCAACCGCAACGGUUCCGAUGCCGCUGCCAGCCCCACCAUGUCUCCUUCCCCGGACCCGGCUGGUGCUGGUGCCGCUGGCCAAGAUUCUUCGCGCGUCGUCAGUAUUCCACCGCGAACCUCGUCUACCGAUGCCGCGCACGCCAAACGCGCCCCAACCCCGUCGCCGCUCUCGAAGCCCGUGACAAUGGACACGGCGGGGGAGAGCGACCAGGUCGCGGAUGCUCCUGGCUCGGCGACGCAGGAACCGGCGUCGCCACCUCGUUCUGAGAGUCCGGCUGCCAAGCAGUUGGCGGCGAUCAACGAGAAGAGAGGCAAGUCCAAGAGCAAGACUUCGCGGCUCCGCCGCGCGUUCUCAUUCGGGAGCGCUGCCGAGUUCAGAAAAGCCGCGAAUGACAGCGAAGCUGCGGACAAUGGGGCUGGGAAACUUCACAAGGACCGGACUGCGGACGACGCUCUUGACGAGGAGCAGGCACGGAUCGCCGAGCGGCAAGAGGCUGCCGGGAUCGGCAACAACAUCUACUCGGGAGGGAGAUUCUUCCAUGGAUCCACGGAUAACCUCUCGAUUUCAUCCACGGCGUCCUCGGCCUCGAUUAUGAUUCGGAAGAUGGGCCGUGGCAUGAAGAAGGGAACCCGAUCGCUCGUUGGGCUUUUCAGACCAAAGUCGAUCGUCGGAACUCCGGCGGCAGACGAACCCCCGGUGGCAGCGACACAGUCAUCUGUCUCCAUGAUCACCGCCGAGGCUGAGAGGGAACGGGUCAACGUCAGCGCCGACCCCAAGGCGCAAGGUGGCGGUACUGGGUUCCCGCGGUUGGAACGGAACUCGAUCGACGCGGCUAAAGUGCCGGUGGUCGAGGCGGAACGCGCAGGGAGCUCCGAGACGGAUAGCACGAAAGCGCGCAAGAGCAUUGUGGGGGGCGAGAAGGAGCGGGCCGAAGUCCUGGCAGCCGUUCGCAAGGGGAUCUUGAAGAAUCGCACUGGCUCCUCGAGCCCGUCGCCUCGGCCCUCGGACACCAGGGGUUCUGCAUUUGAUUUGCCCAGCGUCCCAUCGGUCACAGAUUCGCCGAACUCCAGCGCCCCCAGCACCCCUAACGAGGACUCGCAAGGCCACCGGCGGCCGGGAGCCGUGACGAUUGGCAGCGAGGACUACUUCGUCUCGGCGCUCAGGCUUCGUCAGGACAACAACAACAACAACAACAGCAACAACAAGGCGACGCCCGGUACGCCGCAGAGCACGAAGCGCUGCACGACUUUCAGCCCGCGGAUUGUCUUCUUUGAGACGUGGCCGAGCCAGGAGUAUGACCGUCGCGGUGAUAUUGCUACUUGCAAUCGCCUGACGCCGAUGCUGGCUCAGCAGAUCAAAGAAGAGCUGAACUCGUUCAAGAUGGAAAUGGAGGUUCAUGAGAACUCGAAAAUCUACACGCACUUCUUCUGAUGCAGGUACAUGGUGUGUGCCGCCGCAGCCUUCUCCCUCUCGGCUCAGUUACGAUAUUUUGCCCUUCGGUACAUGGGGGCGGUGAUAUUCUGCCGCGUGUUUGAGCGGGUUUUACAUUUACCGCGGCGUUUCUUCUGUUUCGGGGACAGCAUUGUUCGGUGUCAGGGCGUUUUUUUCUCUUCCUCGUUUUUUUUUUUUUUCUGAAGCAUUUCGAUCUCGACAGUCCUAUGCGGCUAGAAUCUUGCACAGCGCAGCACAGCGAUUCUUUAAUUGCACACAGUACU